AUGCAUCUUGUGGGCGUACCACCAGAGGACAUGUUAGCCGUCGAUGAAGAAGCUUACGAAGAAGAAGGGACGUCUUCCUCGGUUGACGUGCCGUGCGACGUCAUGGAUCCCAUGUUUUACGUUCAAAACGCUAUCUACGAUUCCGGUAACGGCCAGUAAGUUUUUCUUUGUUUGUUUUGUCUUAUGAAUAGUUAAGAAUUAUUUGUUCGAGCUGUAUGGACGAGUUUCCGUCCUACAGGAAGGUCUACGCUCACUUGUUCGAUAUGCACGGCUUCAGCAAGCAGCAGAUUGAAGUUAUCAAAGCGCAGCGCCGUAUUUCUCUGAGUCAGCGCAAUCGCAACAAUGUUGGUUUUUGUCUCCUUUUUGUAUUUUCCGUAUUCACAUCAAUCCUUUUUUAGCAGCGCAAACAAACAAUAUAUUCUUGUGAAUACUGUGAUAUUCAAUUUGUUUCAAAGAGCGGCUUAAUGAAUCAUAAGGUAUCCUUCAAAAAAAAAAAAUGUGUUUCAUUUGGUUUUUCUAGAAACGUCUGCACAACGUCGAACUUCCUCCCACCACUAGCAUUGAUAAUAUUGUGUGUCCAAGCUACGGAUGCGGGAUGAGGUCAUUAGAAUCUUAUUUUUUCUUUCUCAAAAAGGAUCGGAGAAAUACUUUUUCGUGCAUAAAAAGCAGAAUCUAGUAUUUAAAUGUGAAGAUAGGGGGACUUUGAUCAUACUUUCCCGGUUUAACAAUUUCAAGAAGCCAGUCAAAGCUCGAAAAAGGAUUGUUUUCAUAAAAAUAAUAAAUAAAAUCUCGUUUUAAUUUUCGUACAGACUUAAAUGAGUUAUUUGUUCGUUUUUCUAAAUUUUUUUUUUCCAGUUUCUUCACUUAUAUGGAUUUAGCUAUCCACGUCGAUUCCUGCCAUCGAGACUUGGUAAUUUGUUUUCAUUGGUUUUAUUGCAGAUUGUUUUCAGACAACGAUUUCGGACUGUUUUCGCAUUCACAGAGAUCGAUUCCCUGACAAAGCUUCGUACGCGGUAAAAUAGUUUUUGAAUCGUUUGAGAAGUAAUAAACCUAGAAAUGGCGGAAAACGAUGGAAAUCCAGACAGAUUCCCAAUUUUAUACGCGAACCACCGAUAAUCAUUUGAGGUUUCGUAUCAUUUAGUAUGGGAAAAAUGAUUGUUUUAGAUAUGGGAAAAAGUCGACUCUUUUAAAAUGUUUGUACUCGAACACUCGGGGACAUUCGAAAGGACGACGCUGCGAGCAAUGUCCUGCUUUCAUUAGGGUAAAUGUUGAAGCAUGAAUUAUUAACAGAAGGGCGUACAUCAACUUUUUUCGAGAAAUUCCCUAGGAAUUAGAAAAUUUCAAGUCAUGGUGAAUUUAAUACAUCGGAAAAUUUUUGUUUGUUUUCAGAUGUGUGAGCGUUAUACCGGGGAGCUGGAGGUCGUGGCGUGUUUCGGACACUUGGGCCACGAACAUUCGACUGAAACUCGCAGGGCGGCAGAGCUGCGGGAGCGAAAAUGGCGCGAGUUCGAGUCGAUGCAGGACUUCGAGCUGCAGCAGAACAACGGCGAGGAGACCGUCGUGGAGGCCUACGUAAUUUCGACCGAGGAGGAAUACGAAGAAGAAGACGUCCAGUUCAAAGAUGACGCCGCUGCAACUACCAACAAGCCUGAGGUAUCUUUUUAAUUCUGAGGGAUUCUCGAAUAGUUGAGAUGAAGAAGUUAUCAUAUCAAUCAAUCAAUCAAAUCAUUUAUUUUGUUGGUUUAGUCAUAGAUGUAUCGACUAGGCGGUGAACAAGAACUUUGAAAGCUAUAACGAACAACCGCCUUUGGCGAGCUAGAAGUCCAAACGUGUAGUCGAAAGAGUUGAAAGCAUGGUCUUACGGUCCUUCGUCUCGUUCUUCUGCGCGUAGUCCAUCCAGUUGCGCCUUGACGAGCUCAGAAUGUAGCGGAUGUUGUGCUGGAGCCCGGAGACCGUGCUCUAGGUGGAAGCCUCAGAAUGAGAGCUACCACUUCGAGUGAAGAUUUUACACGGAAUAUAUGAAAUUAUUAUUUCUUUUGUCUCAUUUUGAUAGUCUAUAAAAGUUUUCCCUCAUACAGAACCUUUUAUAUAACCUCUCAAACAAAAUUAUAAACAUUUUCUCAAUUAACGUGCAAAAUUAUUAAAACUUUUUGGUAAAUCGUGUGCCGCUUUCCUGCUUCUGCUUCAAUUUUAAUCAGAACGAUAUUCACACUGCGUGCAAGUUCAUGAAAACAGUCUCUGAAUAGGUCUGUACUAAAGUCGAAGUUUCAUGAAUUAUAAUAUUCCUCUAUGUCAAAAAAAAGCAUAUAAUCAGACUUGUAAUCAGAACGGGUUCAGAUGGAUCGCCUGAUUCCUUUCGACAGAAAGCGUAGGAUGCCGGAGGAGCCGCAGAUACCUGUGAGAAUCAUGAGGUACGAAGAAAUUUGA
This is a messenger RNA of Caenorhabditis auriculariae, 2427 nucleotides long. Lineage: Eukaryota; Metazoa; Nematoda; Chromadorea; Rhabditida; Rhabditidae. The record is from the annotation of a GenBank genome assembly.